AUGGGCUCACUCGGCGAGCCUGAUCGACCGCGGCAGCCGCCUCUUGGACUGUUAAUGUCGGAGAUCAAGAUAUUCAGGUCGCCAGGAGAUGUCAACAACCCUCGAACCUUCGACUUUCCUACGAUCCAGGCAAUGGCAAAAGACUCGCUGCUUGUUCGCUUGGUAUCGAGCGAGACUUAUGGUCAGGACUUCAUCGACAAUUUCGUCGCUGCCGGCGAAGACCUAGUUGCUCGAGGGGCAGUCGGCAUCAUCACGAGUUGUGGGUUCUUGGUGCUGGCGCAGAAAGAAUUAUCUCGCCGCCUGCCAGUCCCCGUUGCGGCAUCCUCGCUUCUGCAGUUGCCUACCAUCCGGACGAUUCUGCCGCCUCAGCAAGCAAUAGGUGUUUUGACCUUUGACGGAAGCCGGCUGAAUGGAACUCACCUCAACGCUAUAGGUAUCCAGGACCAUAGCCAGAUUCACAUCGCAGGCCCACCAAAGGACGGGUACAUGAAAAGGUACAUCCGUGAUGGAGCACCAUACGACUUCGAAGCUCUGGAAGCGGAACUGGUUGCAACAGCGCAUGCGCAUAUCAAGCGUCAUCCGGACAUUGGCGCCUUGGUUCUGGAGUGUACGCAGUUCCCACCAUUUGCGUAUGGUCUGCAGCAAGCGACCAAGCUCCCAGUGUAUGAUGUGUACACUUUGGGACGAUGGCUGUACUCGGCCAUCGUCAGGACACCUUUCGCACAGUGGACCGAGGAGGAACGGAUGGAAGCAAAUCAGCAGGUCCCGCGCACUGCAAGAGAGCUUCUCGAGCAUGGCGAUUCGCAGAACUGA
Molecule: messenger RNA, 813 nt
Organism: Saxophila tyrrhenica
Lineage: Eukaryota; Fungi; Ascomycota; Dothideomycetes; Mycosphaerellales; Extremaceae
Exons: 2
Coding region: 1-813 (270 amino acids)
Source: RefSeq, a predicted model, not a curated record